UUCAGUUUGGUUUAAAGAUGAAGACCUGUGGCUUUUAUUUUCUCAUAUGUCUUCCUGUGUUGAGGUCCUCAGCCCAGUAUGGAGGAAAUAUAAUGGUGACAUUGACACUGAACACUACGAUGACACCUGUGUACGUUGGAGACACAGUGACAAUGGUGUGCAGAGUUGAGGGUGACAUCACUGACUCGAUAUUUUUUUUUAUCAAAUUUGUUAACGAAGUCAAUUAUUCAAUUGAAAAGUCCGGUGAUUGCACUUACACCAUUGAGUCUGUGAGUGCAUCUGACAGUGGACUAUACAUCUGCAGAGCCCGCAAUGCUGGUCUUCUUCAACCCUUAGCACCCAGCAAUCCUGUUACACUGUUUGUUCAAGAGCUCUUCACCAUGCCCACUCUGACAGUCCACCCCAGUACCACAUUAUGGGAGGGAGACAAUAUGACCCUGAUGUGUUGGUCUGCUUGUCGAGUGCAGGGGACACAACUAAGAUACAAAUUCUACAGAGACGAGGAAUCUGUAAGUCAAGGAGCUUCAAAGUCGGAGCUCAGAAUUCCAUCAGCUGGACAUGAGACGUCCGGCAGUUACUGGUGUGAGGUGGAGGCAAAAGGGAAGAAGACUAAGAAGAAAACAAGUGAGCAAGUGCAGGUGAUCGUGAGAGAAAACCCAAAGGCUACACUGACACUGACGAGUCAGACAGAAGAUGUGUAUUUUGGAGACAACGUGACCAUGGACUGCAGCAUUGAAGGCAGCUUUACUGGCUGGAGGUAUCAGUGGUACAGAGGGAAUGAGAAAAACUGGGGGAGUCAAAUUAAAGAUGUCACUGGAUGCACUUACACCCUCCAGUUGGUGACUCAGUCUGACAGUGGAGUGUACUGGUGUGAUGCCCACAGAGAUGAUCUUCCUUGUCACUCACAGCGCAGUAAUGCUGUCACUCUGAGUGUUAAAGUCUCCCAGGAUUCUUCUCAUUUGAUAGUUUCAUUCAUUAUCAGAGCCAGUCUGUUUCUUUUGAUGCUUCUGCCGGUACUUGUUGUAUAUCAGAUAGCUGAAGGGUUUCCAUGCUUUGACUGUAAGAAGGCCAGGAAAAAACAGCAGGGAAUGUAUGUGAAUGUCCCCGGCAAUGGCACUUUCCAGAUGGAAGCAAUCAAUGAAGAAGAGGUUCGUACAACAUCUAACGAUCAUGUUCACUAUAACAAUAUCUGAAAAUGAACAGUAAAUAAGCAGGGUUUUCCUUCCGUCUGUGCCACGACUUCCAGGGUUGGUUCUCUUCUUUUCACCAUUCUUGGUGUUGUAGACUCAGACUUACUGUGGAUCCAGUGAUGGACAUGGAAGACUUAAAAGAUUAAUUAAUGCAUUCUUUGCUUGCU
Molecule: messenger RNA, 1357 nt
Organism: Polypterus senegalus (gray bichir)
Lineage: Eukaryota; Metazoa; Chordata; Cladistia; Polypteriformes; Polypteridae
Product: Fc receptor-like protein 5
Exons: 10
Coding region: 18-1193 (391 amino acids)
Biological process (GO): cell surface receptor signaling pathway
Molecular function (GO): transmembrane signaling receptor activity
Source: RefSeq, a predicted model, not a curated record